GCCGUUGCUUAGGCUGACCUCUCUCUUCUGGUGGGAUUCUGCCCUGGAACUUUCUGAGCCUGGAGCGUUGCUGUAAGCCUCGGAGGACUGGCAGGGGCCUGGGGCCGAGCUGGAUCCUCCCUGAGCCAGAGGACGACCUACAGAGGAGCUCGCGGUGUGAGUGGAAGAGGCCACCAGCAAGAAACCGGUGGGGAUUGAUCCACAGAUUCCCGAACAAUCGGCUAAGGAACGUGACCUGCCCGGCUUGGAGAUGAGUAGCACGGAAUCGCCUCCCAUCCCAGGGGUCGAGGAGGGAGGAAGAAUUGUCACGGACAAACCCGCUUCACCCUGGAAGAGCAUAUUUUGGCCAGAUGACAAUGACUAUUUCUAUGACGUCACCCAAAGAAGCCAGAGGCUGAUACCAUUCUUGAGUCCCCAGACGGGCCCCGAGUCCAGGCCGCACACGGUGGUGCUGCACGGUGCUGCGGGCGUUGGGAAGACCACGCUGGCCAAGCGGUGCUUGCUGGACUGGACGGAGUUCAGGCUGGGUCCCCUGCACUGCGCCUUCUACCUCAGCUGCAGGGAGCUCAACCACAUGGCCCCGUGCACCUUCGCGGAGCUGAUCUCCAAGGACUGCCCCGAGCUGCAGGAGGACGUCCUGGAGGUCCUGGCCCAGGCGGAGAGCGCCCUGUUUGUGGUGGACGGCUUCGACGAGCUGAGGGUGCCGGCGGGGGCGCUGACCCACGACACCUGCAGCGACUGGAAGCAGCAGAAGCCGGCGCCCAUCCUGCUGAGCAGCUUGCUGAAGAGGAAGAUGGUGGCCAAGGCCACCCUGCUGGUCACCACGCGGCCCGGGGCCCUGCGGGAGCUCCUGCUCCUGGUGGAGCAGCCGCGGCUGGUGGAGGUGGAGGGCUUCUCGGAGGGCGACAGGGAGGCCUGCUUCCUGAGACACUUUGAGGACCAGGACCAGGCACGGCGAGCCCUGGAUGCCGUGAGGCGCAACCCGGUGCUGUUCAACCUGGGCUCGGCGCCCGCCGUGUGCCAGCUGCUCUGCACGUGCCUGAAGCUCCAGAUGCAGCACGGGGAGGACCCCAACCUAUCUUGCCAGACCACCACGUCGCUGUUCCUGAGGUUCCUCUGCGGCCAGUUCACGCCGGCACCUGGUGCCCAUCCCCAGUGCCACCUGCGAGAACCGCUGGAGGCCCUGUGUCUCCUGGCUGCCCAGGGCCUGUGGACACAGCUGUCCCUGUUUGACAGAGAAGACCUGGGGCGACUUGGGGUGGAGGAGGCCGACCUCCAACCCUUCCUGGAUAGGUGUGUCCUCCAGAGGGACAGGGACUGUGUGGGCUGCUUCUCCUUCGUCCACGUCAGUGUGCAGCAGUUCCUGGCAGCCAUGUUCUACGUCCUGAGGUGCCCGGGGGAGGACGAGUGGCCGGGCUCAGGGUGGGACAUCAGGGGCGUGCAGGAGCUGUUCUCCAGGGAGGCCCGAGCAAGGAACCCCCUGCUGGCCCAGGCCGGCCGCUUCCUGUGGGGCCUGCUGAGUGCGGCCAGGGUGUGGGAGCUGGAGGCCACUUUCAGCUGCCAGACGUCCUCGGAGGCCAAGCAGGAGCUGCUGAAGCGCACGUCGGAGCAGGAGCAGCCCGUGCUGUGGGCAGUGGGCCUGCAGGAGGUCUUCCACUGCCUCUACGAGUCUCAGGAGGAGGAGCUGGUGAGCGAGGCCACGGCCACCCUGCAGGAAGCGUCCCUGUACCUGACGAGCAGCCGGGACCUCGUGCACUGCUCCUUCUGCCUCCGGCACUGUGGGGACCUGCAGAGGCUCUCGCUGCAGGUGGCCAAGGGGGUGCUCCCGGAGGAGGAGGCCGCGCUGGAGCCCUACCUUCGUGGUGUGAGGUCUCGGCCGGAGAGUGACACUUCGUGCCUCUGGGUGGACCUCUGCUCUGUGAUCUGCUCCAAUGAGAACCUGAGCUCAUUAGACAUCAGCAGGAGCUUCCUGAGCCAGCUGGCCGUGAGGGUUCUUUGCGACUGUAUAACCCACACCUCCUGCCGUCUGCAGAGAGUGAGGGUCGGGAGCUGCUCCCCUGUGACCGCUCACCAGGACUUCUGUCUGGCUCUCGUUGGCAAGAAGACCCUGACUCACCUGACUGUGGGAGGCACCGUCCAGGAGGCCAGGAUGCUGCUGCUGCUGCUGGGGGAGACCCUUGGACACGCCAGGUGCAGCCUGCAAUGCCUGAGGCUGGGGCCCUGUACUGCCCCCGCGCAGCAGUGGGCGGGCCUCUUCCUGGCCCUCCAAGCCAACCACUCCCUGACGUGCCUGGACCUCUCGGACAGCGAGCUGCAGGACGGGGGCGCCAAGCUGCUGUGCUCGGGGCUGAGGCACCCCAAGUGCCCCGUGCAGAGGCUGUCGCUGGAGAACUGCCACCUCACGGAAGCCUGCUGCAGCGACCUCUCUGCCACUCUGAUCGUGGGCCAGAGGCUGACCCACCUGUGCCUGGCCAAGAACGACCUGGGGGACGGCGGGGUGAAGACCCUGUGCGAGGGCUUGCGCUAUCCCGAGUGCCGGCUGCAGGUGCUGGUGCUGCGGCGCUGCAAUGUGACCGAACAUGGCUGCAAACAGCUCUCGAAGCUGCUUCAGGAAGACUGCAGCCUCACACACGUGGACCUGGGUCUGAAUGCCAUAGCUGGCGGGCUGUGGUUUCUCUGUGAUGCCUUGAGGAAUCCAAAUUCCAGCCUGAAACACCUCGGGCUCUCGGGGUGCUCCCUCACCCCUCUGCACUGUCAGGGACUGGCAUCUGCCCUCAAGAGCAACCGGACGCUGGUGACGCUGGACCUGGGCCAGAACGCCUUGGGGCUGAGUGGCGUGGCUGAGCUCCUGGAGGCUCUGAAGGACGGCGGCGGGCCCCUGAGGACGCUCAGGCUGAAGAUGGACGAGUGGAAGGCGAGGCUGCAGGUGCUGCUGAGGGAGGUGAAGGAGAGCAACCCCCGGCUGACCGUGGAGAGUGCCCCGGGCUCCACGGCUCCCUCCUGCUGCCGGUUCUUCUUCUCGACAGCCUGAGUCUUUCUCCCCACUGACGACGUGUCGGGGGAUGGGGCCUCUUAGUGGAGGUCAAGGGGUCAGACCUGGAAUCGGGUCGAUGUCCCUGCUUCACGGCGAGUUCUGCGAGUCUUGCACCCGCUCUCGAUCGCG
This is a messenger RNA of Sciurus carolinensis (gray squirrel), 3163 nucleotides long. RefSeq names its product NACHT, LRR and PYD domains-containing protein 7-like. Gene Ontology annotation, cellular component: cytoplasm. The transcript has 10 exons. Gene Ontology annotation, biological process: regulation of inflammatory response. Lineage: Eukaryota; Metazoa; Chordata; Mammalia; Rodentia; Sciuridae. The record is from RefSeq and is a predicted model, not a curated record. Gene Ontology annotation, molecular function: protein binding. Bases 251 to 3031 code for a protein of 926 amino acids.